AGCGCGGAUUGGGACGCGGGCCGUGUUUGUGGUCAGAGUGAAACCGGAAGUGAAGCGACACACACCAACCCCGGGGCGACGCGAUCAAAAGAACGUCCUGAACAUGUGGAAGUGAACCCUGACUCCGCCCUCCUGAUGUUACCAUGACGCAGUGACAUCACUGUGUGUGUGUAUAACAGAGCUACAUUAACCCCCUGUGUGUGUGUGUGUUAGAGGAGUGUAAACAUGGUGGAUAACCGCUACGCCACGGCGUUAGUGAUCGGCUCGGUCCUCAGCCUGUUAGCGAGUGUCUACCUCUCUGUAGCGGUCGGUACUCAGCACUGGUACCAGUACCGCAGCCCGCCGGUCAGCAACGACGCGGACAACGGCUCCGCCCUGCGCGAGCUGGAGCUGGAGUUCUCGGACGAGGACGUGUGGGAGAGGAACUACAGCACGGCGAUGUUCCGUCUCAACGGCUCUCUGGGGCUCUGGUGGCGCUGCAUUCUCAUACAAUCACCAGGCUCCGCCCCUGUGUCUAAGUGUGAAGCGUUCACUUUACCGCAGCAGUUCGAGGUGAAGUACAGAGGCCUGAACAUCAGCAACGAGGAGGAUCUACUGCGCACAGCUCUAUGGCGAUGUCGCUUCAUCUUCCCCCUGGUGUCUCUCGGUCUGGUGUUUCUGGCGGCUCUGGUUGGAGUGUGUGCGUGUCUCUGUCGCAGUCUCACACCCACUCUGUUCGUAGGACUGUUACACCUACUGGCAGCUCUGUGCUCCAUGGCGACGGUGUGCUGCUUCCUGGCGGGGGCGGACCUGCUGCAUGAGGCGUUGAGGUGGCCUGAGGAGGGCCAGUCCUCGUCCCUGGGGUGGUCCCUGUACCUGGCGCUGAUCUCCUCACCGCUGCAGAUGAUGGCCGCCGCCCUGUUCACGUGGGCCGCCAGGAGCCACCGCAAGAACUACACACGCAUGACUGCGUACAGAGUGGCGUAACACUCACACAUAUACAUACAUACAUACACACACACACACACAUAUAUACACACUCACCUAAGGAGUCACAUGACUGACUGACUCCUCAUCACUGCCUUAUUCACCACUAAACCCCCAACAUGUAGCAGAGUCUAGACGUCUGAGCCAGCGGAGACGUCAAACACCCCACAAACAACACCACUGCGCAGGAUGUCUGACGUUAUGACAACAUUCACAUCUACUACGUGUGUGUGUGUGUGUGUGUGUGUGUUUAAGAGGUGUGUGCGUGUUCUGUAGGUACACCUCUGGUGUUUAGGAUGAAGUGUAAAACCUGGCCCUAAAAAUAAGCCCCGCCCCUUGGCCCCGCCCACAGAGCUGGUGUAAAUGACGGUGUGUUUCUGUGUAAUAAAAUUAGAAAAAGAGUUUAAUUUUUAAAUGUUUGAGACUGUUUUCUCCUGAGACUUUUUGUGUAACAUUGUUUUGUUUGUUGUUUGUUUGUUUUGAGAGUUCGGAGGAAGUGGUGAGUGUGUUUAAUGUAAUCAGAAGGAAUAAUGAUGUGUAUCGUUUAUGUAAUUGUGGGCGGGGCAAGGUAUGAGAACUGAUUUGAUUGGCUACCACUAAGUGACUGGCUCUUUGUCCUUCAUACAUCUUAUAAAAAGUAUUUCAUUAUUAUUGUAUUUUUUUCUCACUUAAACACCGAGUUGAAUGUUUAUUUCCAGUGUUUAUUGUAAAUCUGUUUAAGGAAAAACAUAAUUAGGGUGAAGUGUGUGUGUGUGCGUGUGUGUGUGUGUGUUUUCUGUGUAAAUACGUCUGAACGCGUAGCAUAAACACAUCCAGGAGCUGACUGCGGAUGUUUCAGAGCUGCAUUAACCACUAAAGCCUUUUACUUAAUUUUACGUCUCUGGAUUGUGGUCUUCAUUACGCAAAAUAAUUUCACUUUUUCAUUUUCAGUUCACAUAAUCAUUUCUCUUCUGUAUCUCUGCCGUUGUGUGUGUUUGUAUUUAUAUAUUUAUAAAUGUGUUGAAGUUUUUUUUUUUUUAAGCAUUAUACGCCUCAUGACUUUCAAUUCUGCUGCAUUUUGUCUUAAACCAUAUGCAAUACAUUAACGCUGAUUUAAUCAAAUACCUCGCGGUCAGGAUGAGACGUAGCGGGACGGUCCGCAGAGACGUCUCAGGGCGGUCCAGAUUCACUCUGUGUCUUUUAGGAUUUUCUACCUGUUUUUAUAUUCUUACAUUUCAAAUGUGUGAUCACAAUAAAUUUCUUUACAGGUGGACUGUG
Molecule: messenger RNA, 2223 nt
Organism: Clarias gariepinus (North African catfish)
Lineage: Eukaryota; Metazoa; Chordata; Actinopteri; Siluriformes; Clariidae
Gene: cldnd1b
Product: claudin domain containing 1b
Exons: 5
Coding region: 226-966 (246 amino acids)
Cellular component (GO): membrane
Source: RefSeq, a predicted model, not a curated record